AGUGAGUUCCCUGCCUCGGUGAAAGCAGAGCUGCCUUAAGAAGUGCAAGGAGACACCAUGCCAUUUCUGGGCCAAGACUGGAGAUCCCCCGGAUGGCGAUGGGUUAAAACUGCAGAUGGAUGGAAACGAUGUGAGCCCUUCAGCCCUGCGCUUGAGGAUGGGAACAGUCAGCUCGGUGACAUCAGCCACGCUGUCAUCUUAACUGAUGAUGAUGAAGAAGAAAUAUAUAAUGCUGAGGACUGUGAAUUUGCAACUAAGAAAAGGAAAAAAGAUCACUGUAGGAAUAACACAAAUUCACAAUGCCAGUCAGGUUUUUAUUGUGAAAAAUGGAUUUAUGUUCAUAAGGAGAGUACCAGAGAAAGACAUGGCUAUUGCACUUUGGGAGAAGCUUUCAAUCGCUUGGAUUUUUCAAGUGCAGUUCAGGACAUCAGAAGAUUCAAUUACGUGGUCAAACUUUUGCAGUUAAUUGCAAAGUCCCAGUUAACUUCACUAAGUGGUGCAGCACAGAAGAACUACUUCAACGUUUUGGACAAAAUUGUGCGGAAGGUCCUGGAAGACCAAUAUAAUCCACGACUAAUCAAAGAUCUUCUGCAGGAUCUUAGUUCUACUCUCUGUAUACUCAUUAGGGGAGUAGGAAAAUCUGUUUUGAUCGGGAACAUCAAUAUCUGGAUUUGCCGACUAGAAACUAUCCUUUUGUGGCAACAACAGCUAAAAAACCUUCAGAUGAACAAGCAAGUCAACAAUGGCCUUACACUUACUGAUCUACCUCUGCAUAUGCUGAAUAACAUCUUAUACAGGUUUUCUGAUGGCUGGGACAUUAUUACUUUAGGUCAAGUGACCCCAACUUUGUAUAUGCUUAGUGAAGACAGACAAUUGUGGAAAAAACUCUGCCAGUACCACUUUGCUGAAAAACAGUUUUGUAGGCAUUUGAUUCUAUCAGAAAAAGGUCACAUUGACUGGAAGCUGAUGUACUUUGCACUUCAGAAGUAUUAUCCAAUAAAGGAACAGUAUGGAGACACUUUGCAUUUCUGUCGGCACUGUAGCAUUCUGUUUUGGAAGGACUACCACCUUGCUUUGCUACUCAAGGACACGGGACACCCCUGCACUGCCAGUGAUCCCGACACGUGUCUCAUGCCGGUGUCUCCUCAGCACUUCAUUGAUCUCUUCAAGUUCUGAGACGUCCGCUAGGCGCGUGCUGCUCUUCGUGGCCGCUCUCGUGAAGAGCUGGGCAGGAUACGUUAUGCUUUUUGUGCAAUAUAUUAAGUGUUAUGUUUUGUUGUGGUUUCAAGUUAUGUUGGGUUAUUAUUGGACAGGCUUAUUCUGUGUGGAUGUUGCUCAGAAAACAGCUGAGGAGAGGGACACGUGCUAAAGCAGAGCAAAACCUCGCUAGGAAAGACCUGCAGUGGAUGACUUCUGAGUCCAAGGAAGACUAUUUUAAUCUCAACUUGAAAUCCAUUCUUUCACUGCCUUAAUAGCUGGUUAAAACUAUGUGGAAGACUUAAGCUAUUCUUACAGGGACCAAAGGAAUUUUCUGUUAGUCCUUUCUUCUUUCUUGAAGCCUUGGUUUUCAAGGCACUUCCAUAUAAUUUGUACCAUUAUGAAGACUAGCCUGGAAUUGUCUUGGACUCAUAAUGUCUGAAUUACCAAGGUGGCACUAAUCAUAGAUCUAGAGGAUAAAUAUAGCUGUGGCUAUCUGUCAUUGAACCUAUAAAUGAAGUAAGCCAAUAUUUGUACAUACAUUAUGCAAAAAUAUUUAUUUUUCUUAUAAGGACUUUAUUAAAUGACAUAUAUAGGAUGUGCUACAAUAGGUCAUAAUCCAAGGGUCAGAUAUGGGGCUGCUGCAAAAUAAUGGAUUUUUCUGACAGUAGCAAAACCUUCAUUUAUACUCUGUUUAAUGUUGAACUAAUGCAUCUCCUAAAUAGGAGGUGUUACAGCAAUUUAACAAAAAUUGAGUUGCUUGUUUCUAGGCUGCUCCAGUGGCAAUGCAUUAAUGCUGCCAAGGGACAUUCUAACCUGACAAGUUGCUGUGAGCUUUGGGAAACCCCAGAAGUUGGUCUGAGCUGGGCAGUCGGAUAAUAAAUUCUCCA
Molecule: messenger RNA, 2087 nt
Organism: Nothoprocta perdicaria
Lineage: Eukaryota; Metazoa; Chordata; Aves; Tinamiformes; Tinamidae
Gene: FBXO25
Product: F-box protein 25
Exons: 11
Coding region: 58-1176 (372 amino acids)
Biological process (GO): protein ubiquitination
Cellular component (GO): SCF ubiquitin ligase complex; cytoplasm; nucleus
Molecular function (GO): protein binding
Source: RefSeq, a predicted model, not a curated record